Messenger RNA from Brugia pahangi, 705 nucleotides. The record is from the annotation of a GenBank genome assembly. NCBI's taxonomy places the organism in Eukaryota, Metazoa, Nematoda, Chromadorea, Rhabditida, Onchocercidae.
AUGGAAUAUACUAUGUGUCGCCGAACACCACACCUCACAAAUGAAAAAGAUUCUGACAGUGAGGAAGAUGCAGUUUGGGGACUUCCCUUUAGUUUAGCAAUGUUUGAUUUCAAACAGUGUGAUCCGAAGCGAUGUACAGGAAAAAAGCUAUUGCGUUAUGGCUUUACCAAAGUUUUAAAGCUGGGAACCAAAUUUCCUGGUUUGCUGCUUUCUCCAGGUGGUGAACGAACAAUUUCUCCUGCUGAUCUCGUUUACAUUAAAACUGGCGGCCUUGCUGUUGUGGACUGCAGUUGGAAUCAGGUUGGGAAUGUUGAUUUAAGCAGAGCAAAAGCUUCGCACCGUCGUCUUCUGCCGUACUUAGUUGCUGCAAAUCCGGUGAAUUUUGGGAAGCCAUGCCAACUGAGUUGUGUCGAAGCACUUGCAGCGGGUCUGUAUAUUAUUGGUCUGAAGAACAAUGCACAGAUGCUUCUUUCUAGAUUCAAAUGGGGUCCGAACUUUUUAAGAAUAAAUGUAGAUUUACUGGAUGCAUAUGCUGCAUGUAAAAAUGGUGCUGAUAUUAUCGCUCAUCAAAAUGCUCAUCUGAAAGCACUGAAAAAUGAAGCAGAUGAAACGAAACAGCGAUCAGUUGAUAUGCCAGAAUCGAAUUCCGAAACUGACAAUGAUGAUACUGGCGACGAUGAUGAUGAUAGUGACUAUAGCAAAUAA